Molecule: messenger RNA, 4168 nt
Organism: Daphnia carinata
Lineage: Eukaryota; Metazoa; Arthropoda; Branchiopoda; Diplostraca; Daphniidae
Product: mucin-2-like
Exons: 8
Coding region: 229-2994 (921 amino acids)
Biological process (GO): regulation of transcription by RNA polymerase II
Molecular function (GO): protein dimerization activity; DNA-binding transcription factor activity, RNA polymerase II-specific; RNA polymerase II cis-regulatory region sequence-specific DNA binding
Source: RefSeq, a predicted model, not a curated record
CACCAGUCUACGAUCGAAGGUCGGACUGAGCAGAGAGAACGUUUUUAUUUGUGUCGGUCUGUGUGUGUGUGUGUGGUUUGCGCGCGCAUCGUGUGGUACGACGUCAUUACGAUGUGGACUUUUUGAUAUACUAUGCGUUGACUGUUGAAUGCGACAAAAUUCAACCACUUUCAACCCCGUGUUUUCGUCAUUAUUUGAAACGAAAUUUUGCUUCGAGUUAACUGGCGGAUGGUGAAUGAAUCAACUUGCCUUAAGUUACAAUCGAUGGUCAUGGGGGUGUUUGCGACAGAUGAGUUGAUGGGUCGUAGCAACACCAUGACAUCGGCACCUAAAAAGAAAUGGAUUCAACAUUACAUGCAAGGCGAAGAGCCCAAUGGACAGCCGGACCACACACUCAUCGGCGAAGAUGUCGGCACUAAAUUAGUUUACAAUUCAAGCGGAUCUGCCCUUCGCAUAGAUGAGACUACGUCGUCUGUUAUCAACAACGGGGCUUACUCGCUGGACCAUCCGCACGUCACCAGCGUUAUCCAGCGAUCGGGACCGUCGCCUCCGUCUUCUUCCUCUUACGCCGCAAUCGGUUCGCGUCAUGCUGCGGCUUUUUAUUCGUACCAGCAGACAAGAAGCCGAUCGCCGAGUCCAGCUCGCGGUGCCCACUGCAACGGAUCCGUGAAUGUCGCCAAUGGACAACGGACAGCAGCCGCUUCGCCAUUACAUUCCCAUUCCGUUUCCAACGGCAGUUCUGCGGCUUCGUCGCAACGGUCGUACCAAUCGUCUCCCAAGAUGCAGGACGCGGAGCCGUUCGCGCAACAACCGAGCGGCUAUCUCAACAGCGUGGCCUCUUCGUCGAACCAUCAUUCCUCCUCGUCGUCUUCUACCUCCUCUUCGACCCAUCCCUCUUUUCCCAGGGUAGACGACCUGGCCUCGAGGAGUCACCGCUUGGAAGAAGCCUUGCUGCGGGCCAGCCGAAAAAGUCCUCCCAUGCCACUGCAGACGUCCCUUCCCGCGGCCACGGCCGUAGCUGCGUCCUCCUCUUCGUCGUCGUCAUCCUCGUCGGCCACGGCGGCCCAUUUCAACGCGGCAAACAGCGGCAGGACGUCGGCCGAUGAGCUUCUCGAGCUGAAGAAACGCAGCGGGGCGGGGACGCGUGAAGUUCACAACAAGUUGGAGAAAAAUCGCCGGGCCCACUUGCGUGAAUGUUUUGAGUUUCUACGGAAACAGCUGCCGGCCAUCGACGACAAGAAGCUAUCGAAUCUUGGCAUCCUCAAGAGCGCCCUGCGCCAUAUCCAGACACUGAAAAGGAAAGAACGUGAAUAUGAGCACACGAUGGAACGACUCGCGCGCGAAAAAAUUGCCGCCCAGCAGCGAUUGGCUGCUUUACGCAAAGAAGUGCCGAGCAUUCCGGGCUAUAGUGGCGAUGCCGGUUCGCUGGAUCUGACCAGUGUCGUACCCGUUGUCCUGCACAGCCAGCAGGUCCAGAUGAUCCAUCAAAGUGAACGUGAUUCGCCGUUGACGUUCGCCAACGUCCAGGCGCACACGAUUCGCGAAGAGAAUCAUUACCGCUUGUCUGGGGGCGCUAGUAGCAGCAGCCGGACUCGCGACGGAGAUCAAGAAAGCAAUUCCGGUACGUCUACGGCCUCUGAGGGUGGUGAUGCUAGUGACGGUGAAGCACCAACAGCGGACGGGUACGCUCAACGACGUGCUGCUGCUGCUGCUGCACGACCUCCUACAACAGAACAAUUAUUAACGACCGCCAGUCAGGCCAACGGGAGACCAUUGCCCGCCUCUCCCGUUCCGGGUUCGCUGAAACGUCCGCACGCCGUUGUAACUAAUGGCGGCGGUGCGGAAGAGCUUGGAUCCAGCGAGGCGGACCAUUCCCGGCCGCACAUUAGGUACGUGCGCGCUUCCACGGCGACGACCUCGUUGGCGUACGCGACGACGACGACAAUGUCCCAUCCGGCCGCCACGUAUGUCACUAUGGUGCCGACGACAGCCGGGGGCGUCCUGGAGCUGACGGGCGUCCCUAUUGAGACGAGGGAAGGUGCCGCCACGAUGCCUGGUGGAGGUACGGCGCUUUAUCACGUCCGUCAUCCGGCCAUGUCGUCGGCCAUCGCCUUCGCCACCUCGGCAACUGGACAUCACGUCCAGCUAGCCACGCCACAAGUUCUGGCCGCUCACCAUGGCGUCCAGCUGCUCACUCAUGGCCCAUCGCUCAAACUGCUGACUGCCGGACCGACGACCGGUUCUGUGCGAGUAAUUGCAGCCAGCGACGUUUCUACCUCAUUGCAGCCUUUGAUGGCUGUGCACACCACUUCUUCCGUUACGGGUAGCAAAAAUAGCGAAGAAAUCGCUGCGUCCUUGCUGAACGGAACUGCGGCGACGUCGACAUCAGGAACUGUCUUUUGUACUCCGUCCGGUGUAGUGAUACCGAGUUUGGUAGCCUUGCCACCCACGGAAGCAUCAGCAAGCAACAAUAGUAAUAGCAGCAGCAGCAGUAGUAGUUUGCCGACAAAUUAUGAGCUGCCACGUGUCACCACUUCCGUAUCGACUCAUUUGAAAAAUUCGUCCACUAUUCCUAAUAGUUCUGCAGUAUUGAGUUUACCCAACGGAUUGCUGAAAGCGACGGUUAGUCGCUCGUUGCAACCGGUGACGACCGCAGGUGUGGCACACGUCAUGACGCCGAUAGCCGUCACGCGGUCUCUACCUCUGGUCACCAAUAUGGCCGUUGUGGGGCAACCAGCAAAGCACGUUGCCCAUAUUCUGACCAAUUCCUCCUUGGACAAGAUGGGACUGCUGAAAUCCGGAUCGAUACCCAUCAUUGGCGGACAGUAUUUGACUCCGGCGACUGGCAGGCAUCUUAUAAAGCCCGUAGUGGUCGUGGCCGCUUCACCAUCAACGUCGCCGACGACAACACAAGUUGUUGUAGCGCCGCGUGACGGAUCGACCACGGCCAACGCUCGUCCAUCCACCCCUCAGACAAAGUACCCUCCGACGUAGGAAAUCGAUCCCUUUUGUCCCCCCCCCCUUCUCUUUAUUUUUUUCAAUCAUUAUUCGCCUUUUUGUUCGUCUUGAGACGGGCGCGGGGAGGAGCACACCAACUCGAGUACAAGCCAUAGAUUUAAUUAACAUACAAAUUAUCAAUAAAUUUACAAAAAAUUCAUUUCACUUUUUCUUGUUCCCUUAGCCAAUCAUCCGCCGAAUGAUUUUCCUUUUUUUGAUUGUGGUCAUUUAACACACACACACACAGAGUGUCUAACUCGCUGGGAGAUUGAAUCGUUUAUUAUUCUUGUCCUUUUUCCUCUUGUUUUUGAUUUUGAUUUUUUUUUUGGUUUUUUUUUUUUUUGGUAAAAAUUCAGUGUGACUGUGUGUGUGUCUUCAUUUGUUUGUUUGAGAGAUUCGUGCAGAUUGUAUCUCUCCUCUAGGACGAACAUCUUUAUUUUUUAUUUUUCCUCUUUUUAAUAGCAUGUUGUGCUUUGUUAAAUUUAUUUAUUAUUAUUUUUUCUUGACCCCCUAUUGAGUUUCUUAUUCUCUCUGGCUAAAAGUUAACCCUGUGUGUGUUUCGCGCAGAGAAUAAAAAAAAAAAGAAAAAAAAGGAAACGUAAGAAACAAAAACAACAAAACAAAAUGAAAGCAAACAAAAGAUCCUCCCUUAAAAGCAAAUUCAGUUAAAAACUAAUUGUGGUGCUCGACAAAUCUCUGCCGAAUUGGUCGCACGUUAAAUAGAUUUUCUUAGGAUAUAAAUUGACAUUGCUCGACGACUCGAGACGGUAUCAAGAGCGAUCGAAGAUGGCGAUCUUUGGACUAUUUGAUUAGACACAAUUUAUACAUACAACUGUUGUACGACUGGGAAUCAAUUUUUGUUGUUAUCAAUGAACGUGUACAUAGUGGACUAAACCGUCUUGUUUUUCUUCUUCUCUUUCCUCGCGUUUGUUCUCUUCAAUUCUAAAUCUUCAGUGUUUCCUCUGGCGUUUUUUGCGAAUUGUAUUUUAUAGGCAUAUUGCAGCCUCUUCUUUACCCUCCCAAUUAGUGCAGAUUCUCCCUACCCUCUCCAAAAUAUUUCCAUCUCCUUUGUUUGUUUGUUUUUUCACUGAUCGUGUUUUGUUCUCUAUUGUGGUUGAGUGUAUUAUGUUUAUUAUUAGACAUGUAAAUACAAUCAGUAAUGUAUUUCCGC